AGUCCCAGCACCACGUGGAAAAGGUCAUUUCAUUCCAAGAAUGCAUGUUUUAGAAAUUGCAGAAAUGCUGAGAGGAAACCACCCCCCAUGAGAACUUCGGACUUUGAAGGCUCUUGGAGCUAAAACAAUCGCCCACGGAGGAAUGGCUAUAUCAGCGACAGCUCCGAGGAGCGUCCAAGGGGAGCUCUUUGGCCCAGCAGUUGAUGGAUAUGCCAGAACCUGACGCUGAAACCCAACCGCUCAUGAGGCAGCCCAAUGAGCAUGACGGCCUCUCAUCGUCCGCUCCCCUAGAGGAGGAAAGCGACCGUGGCUCCUGGGAGUCACCGGUGGACAAGCUCAACGAAGCCUUUCUAGAAGACCCGGAGGCCUGGGACAGCGUUGCAUCAGGCAACAAAGACAAACUGGGCCCAACUUGUUUUUGCUCGAUGCUGGUACAAAUCGUUGAUGAAGACGCCGAGGAUGAUGGCUAUAUAGAUUUAAGGAGGAGGCUUGACAUGGAGCUAACUGAGCCAGUGCCACGUCGUGAGUGUAAAAAAGUCAUGCGUUCUAUGGUACGUGUUGCUGUUUAUGCUGUCCUUAAUCACUGCCUUAGAGAAAAGCUUUUAGAAGAUUGUGAGGACUGUGAAAUAGAUGUGCCAGCCCAACGGUACCAUGGCUGUUACAGAGAAGGAAAAGACCUCAUGGUUAUUAGAAAAGCCAAAGAGAAGAAAGUGCCCAUGAAAAUCUAUCCAGAUAUUACAGGAGACACCAUGGCUUGGAAGGGAGAAAGCACGUUUAGUACACUGCUGGACAUACAAGCUCUCCGACAACAGGUCUCUAGUUAUGCUUCUGUUAUCUUCCUGCAGAAACACCGGGAUCCACUCCAUCAUGGCCCUGCAAGCACUCAGUUUCCUCCAGGGAGAACCACACCAAGUGGGCUGGCAUUGCGACUGGUGAAUUCAUUUAGCAGAUGUGAGGGUCGUGUUGAAGUCUAUUACGCAGGAUCCUGGGGGACAGUGUGUGAUGAUUCUUGGGAUCUCAAUGACGCAAAUGUUGUGUGCAGGCAGCUUGGAUGUGGAUAUGGUGUUGCAGCAAAGACCAAUGCCUAUUACGGUCAAGGCUCAGGAAAUAUUGUUCUGGAUGAUGUGAGAUGCCAAGGAUGGGAAUACAGUCUAUGGGACUGUCCUCAUUCAGGAUGGCUCUCUCAUAACUGUCGUCAUUCUGAAGAUGCCGGUGUCAUCUGUUCAGAGAGCACUGCACCCACUUAUGAAACUAGUACAACCAUUCUUGACACCAUUACAACUACGACGCCAGAGCCAACCACCACUUUUGAAACAAUCAGUGAUGAGCUGGUGCUAGGACUUGCAAAUGGGCCAAACCACUGUGCAGGUCGUGUUGAAAUCCUUUACUUUGGAGGCUGGGUAAAAGUUUGUGGUGAUUUGUGGGACAUGAACGAUGCACGAGUUGUGUGCAGGCAACUGGGCUGUGGCGAACCUGUUGCUGCUCUGAGAAAUAGCUAUUUUGGAGAAGGCUGGGCAAGUCCUUGGAUGACUAAUGUGAACUGCAUUGGCUCUGAAGACUUUUUGUGGUCUUGUCCUUACGAACACCCACACUAUUCAUGUGGCGUUUAUGGAGAUGCUAGCGUCAUAUGUGCAGGUUCUGGACUAACAGCGCCUCCAGAAACAGCAAGCACCUCUUUCCCUCCAGUGAGCACCACUCUAAACGGGCUGGCAUUGCGACUGGUGAAUUCAUUUAGCAGAUGUGAGGGUCGUGUUGAAGUCUAUUACGCAGGAUCCUGGGGGACAGUGUGUGAUGAUUCUUGGGAUCUCAAAGACGCAACUGUUGUGUGCAGGCAGCUUGGAUGUGGAUAUGGUGUUGCAGCAAAGACCAAUGCCUAUUACGGUCAAGGCUCAGGAAAUAUUGUUCUGGAUGAUGUGAGAUGCCAAGGAUGGGAAUACAGUCUAUGGGACUGUCCUCAUUCAGGAUGGCUCUCUCAUAACUGUCAUCAUUCUGAAGAUGCCGGUGUCAUCUGCUCAGCUGCUGGACAUACAAGCUCUCCGACAACAGAAACACCGGGAUCCACUCCAUCAUGGCCCUGGUACACAACUGCAAGCACUCCGUUUCCUCCAGGGAGAACCACACCAAGUGGGCUGGCAUUGCGAUUGGUGAAUUCAUUUAGCAGAUGUGAGGGUCGUGUUGAAGUCUAUUACGCAGGAUCCUGGGGGACAGUGUGUGAUGAUUCUUGGGAUCUCAAUGACGCAAAUGUUGUGUGCAGGCAGCUUGGAUGUGGAUAUGGUGUUGCAGCAAAGACCAAUGCCUAUUACGGUCAAGGCUCAGGAAAUAUUGUUCUGGAUGAUGUGAGAUGCCAAGGAUGGGAAUACAGUCUAUGGGACUGUCCUCAUUCAGGAUGGCUCUCUCAUAACUGUCAUCAUUCUGAAGAUGCCGGUGUCAUCUGCUCAGGAUCAUCAGGAUCCACUCCAUCAUGGCCCUGGUACACAACAACUGCUGCUGGACAUAGAAGCUCUCCGACAACAGCAAAAUAUACUUGUGGUGGUGUCCUUCAGUAUUCAUCCGGGACAUUUCAAAGCCCGUUCUACCCUGGAAAUUAUCCAAACAAUGCAGAUUGUGUGUGGGAAAUAGAAGCAGUGAGCAAUUACCGUAUAACACUUUCAUUUAGAGAUAUCUCGACAGAAGGUGGUAGAUGCCAGUAUGAUUAUAUAGAGAUAUAUGAUGGACCACUCUACACUUCUCCUUUACUGGGGAAAAUUUGUUCUGGUUCCUAUCUCACAUAUACAUCGUCCUCAAACUUGAUGACAGUUCGAUUUCACAGUAACUCGAUUAUCACAAACAGAGGGUUUCGUGCUGCCUAUUACACCAUUCCAGCAGAUCAGAAUACUACUCUUCUGUGCUUGCCAGAAUACAUGCAUGCGGUUGUUAGCAGAGCCUACCUCCACUCACAAGGCUACAUUGCAGAGAAUAUCAGCUUGAAUGACCCUUAUUGUAAACCAAUUGUUACACCAAACUACGUUAUAUUCAACAUACCAUACAAUGGCUGUGGCACAAGACGAGAGGGAAACAGCAACACUAUCAUGUAUUCCAACUUGAUCAAAGCAACCUCUUCCGGUUACAUAAUCAAAAGAGAAAAAGAUCUUCACUUGCAUAUCAACUGCAAAAUGCUCCAAAACACAUGGAAAGAAAUCAUGUACAUUGCUGAGAAUGUUCCUGAGGAUAUUAAGGAGGUCAAUGAAACUCAGUACAGCAGAUAUGACGUGAACAUUUCAUUUUACGAAUCACCAUCCUUCUCACGGCCAGUGUAUGACUCUCCAUACUAUGUUAGAUUGAACCAGAAUGUAUUCCUUCAAGCUUCAAUUAACAACGCUGACCCAAAUCUGGUGUUGUUUUUGGACACCUGUGUUGCAUCACCUGAUUCCAGUAGUGUUACAUCCACCACCUAUGAUAUUAUCAGGAAUGGAUGUGUUAGAGAUCCAACCUACGGUACAUACUAUUCACCCUACAGCUCCACCAUCCGGUUCAAACUUAAUGCCUUCAAGUUUAUUAACCAAUAUUCAUCAGUUUACCUGCAGUUUAAAAUGGUGGUGUGCAGGGUAUAUGAUUAUUCUUCCCGAUGCUACCAGGGUUGCAUACCCAGGUCCAAAAGAGAUACAAGCUCUUACCAAGAAAAAUUGGAUGUUGUUGUUGGGCCAAUUGAGCUUUGGAAAGAUGGCACUGAAAACAGGAAUGCUGAGCUGGACUAUUCUGAACAUCAGGAAGACGUGGAUUCCCGUGGUUCACUUACUGCUACUGCUGGUCAUUCCCAGGCUCCAUUUAUUGUUACGGGUGUGGUGCUUGCAGCUGUUAUUUUCACUCUUGUUGGGUUUCUUUUGAAAAGUAAACUGAGGAGACCGAUUCCGUACCAGAUAAUGUGAGACGCUAAAGACACCAGCAUCUGGCAGACAAUGAUAUCUCAGGGCAUUUACAUAAUGAUUCCGUUUCUAGCCUUUGCACUCAAUAACUUUUAUAUGACAAUUUGCACUUCAAAGAAAAAGUAUGACAAACUUACUGUAUGAGGCUACACUCUGAGUUCUGGUAAAUUCAGGCUAGUGAUUGGCCUGAGGUUAAAACCCCACCUCCAUGGAAAAGUUUGAAUCCAGAUUCCAGUUCUGUAACCAGCUGCCAUUUCCAAAAAUGGACUGAACCCAAGCCCAGUAUUUGACCUACUAGCUCCCUCCUCUCAAUCUAGAGCCAGACUUUGCAGCUCAGGACUAUCUCCAAUCUAGAUAGACGAAAAAUACUAUCAAUAGUUUUCAUGGUAUUCUGCAGUGAGAUUCAACAGAGCAACUCUUGUAAUAUAAUGAAUGUGUAAGCAGGAAGAAGGGUCCAGAGGUUAGAGCACUAACCUGUGGGGUGAGUCACUGUUUCACCAUAAACAGCUUGUGUGACCCUGGGCCAGUCACUUAAUCUCUCUGGGCCUUAGUUCCCCAUCUCUAAAAUGGGGAUAACAGCACUUCCCUAUCACAUAGGGGUGUUGUAAGGAUAGAUACAAUUAAGAUUAUGAGGUGCUCAGAUAUUACUAUGAAGGGAGAUAUGGAAGUAUCUAAGAUCAAUAGGUAGUACUUUGAUUUGACAACUUUAUACAUAAAAAGGGCAAUCUGAUACUGGUUUUUAUGUUUUAUGCAUACCUAGUAUAUCUUAUUCAUACCUGGCACAUUUCAGUCACUUCUGAUCAUCAAGAUAUUUAGAUUCUAAUGCAAGUUUUCUCCCUCAUAAUCCUCCUCUCACUUCCUUUCAAAACCAGUGUAUCUAACACCUGAAAUAUUCUGACAUAGAAAUUGUGGUACGUGCAGAGAUGGGGAUAAAAUCUACAUGUGGCAACACCAAAUGAUCCAAGGUGGUUAUAUAGAAGAAAGUAUUUUUAUUUAGUAAUCAGCUAUGCCUGGAAAAGAAAUACAGAAAACAUACAUCCAGUUACAUAUGGAAUUGCUAAAACACCCUGUUUCAGAUUAUCUUGGACAUUGCUCUUUAAGGUUUAAUUUCUCUUUGAGACAAAUGCAAUAUAUUGUGCUACUUUGUAAAAUGGGAUGAUUUCCAGUCUAAAUUAAUUUCAUAUGUAAACAUAGCAAUUUACAAUCAGAAGUUGGAAGUGUUUACAAAGCAAUAUUUCUGUUGGUGUACUUGCAAAUAAAAUGUCUAUGC
Molecule: messenger RNA, 5172 nt
Organism: Chelonia mydas (Green sea turtle)
Lineage: Eukaryota; Metazoa; Chordata; Testudines; Cheloniidae
Product: deleted in malignant brain tumors 1 protein
Exons: 25
Coding region: 204-3905 (1233 amino acids)
Cellular component (GO): membrane
Source: RefSeq, a predicted model, not a curated record